AUGGCUAGAAGAAAGGAUUUAACAAGUGAAGAAAGGCAAGCUGUUGCACUCUUCCUUCUUCGCAACAGUGCAGAUGGCAAGCUGAACUACGGCACUCAAAAGGCUGCCAUGACGAAGUGGGGCUGCUGUAGGAGUUCGAUCGCUCGUCUAUGGAAGGCUGCAAAGGAAGAACUAGCACAAGGUCAGUUAAUAUGUGUUCAAAGUAAAAAACUCAACAAGGUUAGAAGGAAAAUAGUUCAUAUCGAUUUAGAUUUAAUUUCAAGUUUGGAAUUGCACAAAAGAGGAACAAUUCGAAGGCUAGCAACAGGUAUCAACUGCUCGAAGAGUACAGUGGGUAGAUGGAUAUCAAGAGGGCUGAUCAGAGCUCAUUCAAGUGCUAUCCGACCUGAUUUGACAGCCCCCAACAAGAUAUUACGGCUUAAGUUCUCUCUUGAACAGAUUGAGUAUGAUAGAAUAUGCAUGGCCCUAAAGUUUAAGCCUAUGCACAAUGUAGUGCAUAUUGAUGAGAAGUGGUUCUAUAUCACCAAGACAAACCACAGAUUUUACUUAACACCACAAGAAACUGAACCACAUCGCACAUGCAAGAGUAAGAAGUUCAUUAAUCACACAAAAUUAGUCACAAGAUAG
This is a messenger RNA of Salvia miltiorrhiza (redroot sage), 627 nucleotides long. RefSeq lists its product as uncharacterized. The coding region runs from base 1 to 627 and encodes 208 amino acids. The transcript has a single exon. The record is from RefSeq and is a predicted model, not a curated record. Gene Ontology annotation, molecular function: nucleic acid binding. Lineage: Eukaryota; Viridiplantae; Streptophyta; Magnoliopsida; Lamiales; Lamiaceae.